UGCUAAAAGAUCUUUGGUUGCAAGCUACUGCAGGAAGUUGUAGAAAGCCCAAGAGGCUGCAGGGAGCAGCAAAGAGCCGCAGGAAGUCUUUGGUUGGUUGCAAGCAACUGCAGGAGGCUGCAGGGAGCUGUCAGAGGCAGGCGGCCAUGGCUGCAGCGGCGGGCGGCAUGCUGUCGGUGCACGGCUUCAGCGAGCAGCUGUGCGGCGUGUCUGUGCACUUCCACCUCCUCACCAUGUCGGGCAGCUUCUUGCUGUGGGUGGGCGCCGCCCCCACCCCCUCCCUCUCCAACCUGGCCGUCGCCAUGUGCACCAGACUGGACCCGACUCCAGUGUCGUCAUUAAUCCUCGGUGAUGCCUCUGAGAUAACGCCCACCUCAAUCGCUCAAAGACUCGCAAAGAAGACGGGGAAACAAGUGUUCGUGAGUUACAACCUGCCCAGCUCCAACACCUCUCUCUCCCUGGAAGUGGAAAACAGAAUCAAACAGGAAAUGGAAAAAAAUCCAGAUAAAUUCUAAGAGUGUUUUUAUUAUAUUUUUUAAAGCUAUGUUGAUUAAUAAAAUAUUUGAAAAAUA
This is a messenger RNA of Amblyraja radiata (thorny skate), 572 nucleotides long. It is a transcript of the gene psmg4, whose product is annotated as proteasome (prosome, macropain) assembly chaperone 4. NCBI's taxonomy places the organism in Eukaryota, Metazoa, Chordata, Chondrichthyes, Rajiformes, Rajidae. Gene Ontology annotation, biological process: proteasome assembly. Bases 147 to 515 code for a protein of 122 amino acids. The record is from RefSeq and is a predicted model, not a curated record. The transcript has 4 exons.